UUUGCCCCCCCCCCCCCCCCCCACCCCUCCCUCCCUUCUCCGCCCCCUCCACCCACUCACAAUGCAUUCUGGGAUUACGUGGACCACAUGGGGGAUUUUCUCUUCAGUCCACACGGGACCACGCCGCAGGGGGAGGAGGACAUUGAUUGACACCCCUGCCCUCCCCCACUUCCUGUUUGUAGAUAACAUUACCAAUCAACUCUGUUCAUCCGAGGCCCGAUAUAUUCACCCACGUCCUCAGACGUCUUCUUUCUCUCUCUUUCUUUGUUUUUUUUAACAAUGGGUAAGAAGAGACACUGAGAGCGCGGCUGGUCACACAAAGUGCUUUUGAAGCGGCUGGAGAAAGAACUCUGCUCUGAGUCGGGCAGAAGAAGAAGAAAGCUGUACAUUUUUUGGGAACUCAUUUUUUGCGAUGGACUUGAAGGGUAUACGACAAAAGAGAAAGAAAAAUGCUAAUAAUGAAUAAAAAAAAUUGUAAAGUUGUAAAAUGUUCUGAAGGCGAGUUUCAGAUGUAUUUCCUGUAUGCAGUUAUAUUACACGCCAGCAGCAUCAAACUGGAACAUGUCGGGGAAUCGCGCUAAAGAGCGCAUGCAGAGUGGUCUCAACCUUUGGCCAAAAUGUGUCAUUUAAAGAGAACUACUUCCAAAUGUAUACAUGUCAUUCCUACGAGAUUUAACAGUCAACAAAACUAUGUAUUUGCCCACGAAACACUUGCGUAUCCCUCCCGAAUCCAAGAACUGACCCAAACUUGUGAUGUCCUCGAGUGCCCCAUAAUCCAUGAACGUGUAGACGUGCUGAAGCUGAGGAGGGAAUAUCUUUGUUGUUGCAGCAGCUGACGCCUUCGUGUUUGAGGUUCCCUUUCCGCUUUCUGGCUCCGAGAGCAGCUCACGCUCUCCGGUACUGAUGCAACUUUCCUCGACGGUGGAAAUAACAUAUGCGAGCUCUUUAUUCCAUAAUGCCAUUAGUAAUUUAAGGGAACUAUGAACUGGUAGUAAGAUAAGAUCAUAUUACCUACAUGUGCAGAACCGUGACCUGACCUUAAAUGCACCUGAAGUGUAUUGGAAGCUGUAUUCAUUAUUCAUGUUAUUAAGGCUGUUUGUCCUCCCGGGGCCGAUCAGCACUGCAAACAACUCCCCACAUGGCUCGCUUGUCUCUUGUAUUCGCAUCUGAAUGGGGCGCAGCGCCGUAAAGCCUUUAGCCUGAUUGCGUAAACACUCCUAAUGGCAACACCAUAACGCGCGCUUUGAGAAAGCGAGGGAGAGAGAGCGCGAUAUUGCGGGGAGACAGUCGGGCGACAGUCAGCGACGUCUUGGCCCUCGAGGCGGCGGGCCAAUGAGAAGGAGACAUCCGCCCCCCCUCUGCCCUGCCCGGCUCGGCGCGCCCUGUAAUUAGGAGCUCUAGUUGGGUUGGGCGCCGCCACGGUGGACAGCCCGGUCCCUGCGUCAGGGGGAGUUUGGAAGCAUCGGCUCCGGACCGAGAGGACCUCCUGGCCGCUCCUCGUUCACAGAAUAAUAAUGAACGGGAACUCCUCACCUGUCUUCGAGGGCAAAAAGCCGUCCCUCCCCAUCAUGGCUGGGAGCUCCAUCUCGGCCAGCAAGGACUCUCCAACCCUGCCGGAGUCCUCGUCCACGGACAUGGACUUCUACAGCGGCCAGAGCGCGCUCUACGGCGCGCAGGAUUUCUACCCGUCGCAGCAGCAGACGUACCCGGCUCAGCACGUGAACCCGUACGCGUACCACCACCACUACGUGCACGGGGGGGCUGCCGGCGGGGCCUACCCGGUCGGUAAGGCGGAAUACUCGUACCUCCAUUCGGCGUACAGAGAGCACGGGGCGUUCAGCAGAGACGCGCAGGCGGCGCUGCACGACGUGAAAGAGGAACCCGACGUGGAGGUGCGGAUGGUCAACGGGAAGCCCAAGAAGGUUCGCAAGCCCCGGACCAUCUACUCCAGCUACCAGCUGGCCGUGCUGCAGAAGAGAUUCCAGACGGCUCAGUACCUGGCCCUGCCGGAGCGGGCCGAGCUGGCCGCGCAGCUGGGCCUCACGCAGACACAGGUCAAAAUUUGGUUCCAGAACCGUCGCUCCAAGUUCAAGAAGCUCUACAAGAACGGAGAGUUUCCGCUUGGGGAUGUUCCUCUCGAGCACAGUCCGGAGGCCAGUGAUUCCAUGGCCUGCGACUCUCCUCCGUCCCCAGCUGUGUGGGAAAACAGCAACGGCAAUAACAACAAUCACAACAACAACAACACAAGCAACGGCGGCAGUAUUAAGAGUAAUGCGCUUGUGGAUCCCACCGCCAGAGGACAGGGCGCCUAUCAGCCUCCUGUGGAUCCGUCGCCCGACUGCAUGGGGCACUUCACGCACCAGAACUGGUACCAGCAGCAGGGUGCACCGUUGGGUCUUGAACACCACGCGGCACAAGUCUGGAGGCCGUCUUCUGACGCUGUAACGCAGACUCUGGUCAAACAGUUCGACUAAAGCCUCGCCGCGCAUAAAUACCUGUGGGUUUUGUUUUAGAUAAUUGGGCUCUGAGGGAACAGAAACACCCGACAGCAAUCAUCAGAGUCAUGACCGUAAAAAACAGAAAACACGUUGUCACACCGGCUUUUCUGCAAUUAAUGUGGAAUUGCCCUUCGUUGUCAUCUGUUCCUCCGCUUUGAAGAUUAUGAACUCGUAUAAACUCAUGGAGAGCAGCCUUUUGCAUUUAAUAUUUUAGGUAUGAGCAUAUUUAAGCCAAAAAAACCUUUCCCUUCAAUUCCUUUGGGAUUUUCCCAACAAAAAGCAAUACUACUGACAUCUUUCUGGCUUUUGCAACAAGCAAGUGGAAAACACUGAAAGGUUUUAAACACUGAUAACCUUUUAAAAUAAAACAUUCAAUGCAAAAACAAACUGUAGACACUGAAAAUAUCCACAAGAGGGGUGUUUUUGUAUUAGGGCCAAACUACAAACCUUACGUUCUACAAGGAAUACGAUGUGAGAAUGAGAUUCCGAAUGGAGCGAACUGUGUGAAGUUUGGUGAUCUGCCUCCAGCAACAUCGCUCCAAGCAAAGUACACGUUUGAAAAUUCAACAAAUGGGGGGUGUGGCCUCAGAAGGAAGUUAGCCUAGCGGCCCUCUUCAGCCCGCCCCUCACCUCCGCUGGCUGCUACUAGCAUGAACAAGCCCAAAUCGGCAACUGAUCUGUCGGCGGUCGAGUUGCAUUUUGGGAAAUGAAGGCACCAUGUCUUGACGAGGAAGAAGAAUGCGUUGAAUUAAGAAAAAAAGAUUUAUGGUUCUGCUGUAUUGAUUCAGAUUUACUUUAAAUUGUCCAUCGUGAGUCCGACAAUGUUCUAGGUACUUGUACAGUUGAUUGCACAUAUCAGAGCGGCUCAGAUGUGUUUAUGCUGUUUCAAAAAAUAUUCUAUACAGGAAUCGGAUCUGACAGUUUAUGUCGUAGCUGGUUAUAUGAAUCUCAACAUCUAUUUAUAUUUAGUUAAUGUUUAGUGUCACACUUUGCAUUCCCCAUUUUUCAAAAGAACAGCCAAAAUUGAAGCUAUGUAGGCUGAGACAACUUUAAUCCCCUAGUAUGAGUCGGGCUCUGAAAAUGCUGCAUCAUAUUGUAGCGUCCUUCAUUAGACCCCCUCCCCUGUUUGAUAGAACUCCCACAUCCCUCAAACUACAUGUCUCCUUCUAAAUGCACAAUUUUGUUUUGAAAUUUAAAAUCUCCAAGUACACCAAGUUACCCUGCAUGACAUCAUGAGGGUAAUUUGACAAAGCUCCUCCAGAGCCACAGAAGCCAUCGGACGACAGUGCUGUAUGACAAGUACACUGAUUGGCAUCAGUAAAACGCUAAAAAGAUGUUUACAUCUUACUAAAAAAGUAUAAACUGAGUGGUUUAUAUUUUGUAAUAAAAUGUGCUGUACUCAGGUUUUUUUAUUUAUAGUGUCAACUGUAGAGCAUAAAUGGCAGGAACUUUUUUCUGUUGAGGAAAUAACUUAAAAAAUAAAAUGCCAAAGUUUUAAUUA
Messenger RNA from Gasterosteus aculeatus aculeatus (three-spined stickleback), 3999 nucleotides. RefSeq names its product homeobox protein Dlx3b. Gene Ontology annotation, biological process: epithelial cell differentiation; embryo development; regulation of transcription by RNA polymerase II. Gene Ontology annotation, molecular function: DNA-binding transcription factor activity, RNA polymerase II-specific; RNA polymerase II cis-regulatory region sequence-specific DNA binding. NCBI's taxonomy places the organism in Eukaryota, Metazoa, Chordata, Actinopteri, Perciformes, Gasterosteidae. The record is from RefSeq and is a predicted model, not a curated record.